ACUGUUUGAGUUGCAAGAAAAAUGGAUUCGCAGGACACCACUACUGAGAAAGAUGACAUGGAAGACACAAUGUCAUCAGAUGUCUCUCAUAGUGAAAAAACUUCAGAGGAUCAAGUAGCAGAGGAUACUUUGGACAUGGAAAAAGGAUCAGAAUCUAGUCAGAAUGAAAUAGGGAAGAGAAAAAGAAUGGAAGAAGAUGACAGUCCAGCAGAGAAAAGAAGUAAAUCAGAUGAAGAUGACGAUGUGAACAAUGCUAAAAGUGAACCAGACAAGGACAAUACUGUAAAGGAAACAGAAGAAAAUGUGGGCGAUGAUUCUGAACAGAAAACAGAUUCUGAGGACAAGGAACAGAAUACAGAGGAAAAGGUGUCCACCCAAAAUACUGAAGGUUUAGCAGAAAAUACUGAUAGUGUGGAGAUGAAAGAAAAUUCUGAAGGUGAGAAGACUGAAAGUACUGAUCCAGGGGAAAAUGAUAUCAGUGAUUCUUUAGAGAUUCAGUCAAAUAAAGAAAAUGAAGACAAGUCAGAAAAGAUGGAAGAAGAAGAUGGUGAUGAUGUAAAAACUUCAGAAAAGGAAGAGGACCCACAAGAUAUUGAUGAGAGAAAUGGUGAAAGUGACAGUGUGAAAUCUUUAGAAAGUGAAAGUUUAAAAUCAUCAAAAGAUAGCAUUGAUGAAAAAGGAUCUGAGGGGUUAGAGGAGGCUUUCUCAGUGAAAUCAGAGGAUAGUGAGAAGGAGAAUAGACGGACAGAUGCUGAAACACCUAUAGAUCUUUCAACAAAGGCAGGAAUUCCUAACGGGAAUGGUGGGAUGGAUGUCAUAAUGCUGUCAGACUCUGAUGAGGAAUUAAUGAAUGGUGUCAUAAAUGGAGAUGUUAGUGAUCUUGAUGAAUGUGAAAUACGUAAAAGACGAAAAAUGGUAAAACGCUUGCAGGCAGAACUAAGAAACGAAGAAGCCAAGUUGAUAUUACUGAGGAAGAUGCGCCAAAGCCAAGUAUCUUCGUCGUCUGUUCAGGAGAAGCCCAAACAACAGCAUGCUCAACCACCUCCUUUAGUCAGGCCAGGCCAACAGGCUGGUCAGGCAAGACCUGCUCAUAGUCAGCCUCCACAGCUUAUGCGCAGCAACAAUCAGGGUCCUUCUAAUAGAAGCCACCAACAGGGUCCACCACCAUUGGUUAACAUGAGGGGACAAAAUAUACCCAAUGGAAACAGUCUCUCACAACAGAUGCGUUAUCAAAGCUUGACUGGCCAGUCCAGUUCACGCAAUAUGUAUGGAUCAAGUUCACAGGGGAACCAGAAUAGUAAUGCUCAGGUGGAUACUCAAACACCUGCACAACGACAAGCUGCUGCCAAAAUGGCUCUUCGAAAACAAUUAGAGAAGACUUUGUUGCAGAUCCCACCUCCUAAACCACCACCCCCAGAGAUGAACUUUGUACCAAGUCUGUCAAAUAAUGACUUUAUAUACCUGCUUGGUUUAGAAGAAGCAGUGAAUUACAUAAUUGAUGCUAAUCUAAUAUCUAAAGGACAGAAAAAUCCAGACGAGAAGAUGGUGUGUAAUCCUUUCACAUGUGUCCAGUGUGGCACGGAUUUCACACCUGUGUGGAAGCGUGAAAAGGCUGGUUCUAAGAAUGUGAUCUGUGAACACUGUGUGACAACUAAUCAGAAGAAAGCUCUGAAACAGGAACACACAAAUCGUCUUAAGAGUGCUUUUGUUAAAGCUCUCCAACAAGAACAGGAGAUCGAGAGAAUGCAGGCUCAGGAAAAAAGCUCGGGAUCUUCCCAUAGUUCCCCUUCUCCAGUUAAUAACUCCUCCUCCAAUGGUGGCUCGAUGAAUCUUCCAACGAGUUCAGCCUCAUAUAAAGCUACAACAGAGGCUAUAAGACAUCAUCAGAACUUCCUACAAGCCCACCAGGCUGUUACUGCGCACCAAGCAGCACUACGAAUGGGACAGCCUCUAGGACUAGCCCCCUUCGGGGCCCCUGGACCUUUUCCCUACCAGAUACCCUUUGGAGGUGCAAAAGCCAGUGAUCUUAGCUCUCUACAAAGGAAAUACUUGUUAGAUAUGAUUCCUCCAAAUAGAUGGAGCAAAUGAACAUAGAGUGAAUUUUUUAAGGAUUGUGAAAUGGGGAUUGGAUUUUUUAGUGAUCUGCAGUGUAAUAUAAAGAGUAAGUGAAUUGAUGAUCUCAUGUGUUAAUCUAUAUGUUUGCCUGGAUUCAUGUUUCACUGACAGGAUUAAAAAAUUUAAACUCUGUGAAAAUGAAAAAAUUGUUAUUAGUAGUGCUACAUGGCAGGGUUUACAAGAUUUCACAUAUAUAGGUGUAUUGUGUCAUUUGUUUGUGUGUGUGUGUGUGUGUGUGUUUUCUCCUUUUUAGAAUUUUGCAAAAUGGGAAAAAAAUUGUAUGAAGUGACAGAACAUGAUGAAGGAAUUUUUAACAUUCAUGGAAAAUUAGACAAAAAAAUUUCACUUGGUUACCCUACUGACCCAGAUAAUAUCUAGUUGAAAGUCAAAUCAUGGGGACUUUCCUUACUUGCAUAUUUAUUGUAUUUCAAGAUUUAUACAGGCUCUGUGCAUAGUAAGUAUUUAUUGAAAUUCUUGAAGACACAAAUUCUUUGCUGUUCAAAUUUUUGUGGGCAGCCUGAACUCCAUUUUGGCAACUUAAAAUUCUUUAUUUGGUCGCACAAAUACGAAGUCUAUUAAAAUAUGAAGUAUUAUGAGCCCUGUCGAAGAGAUAUAAAAUGAUGCAUGGUUACAUUGUCUGACUUGUUUAAUGAAGCAGUAGUUCACAGUGAAUGGGGUAUGAUUGUAAGUGUGUUAACCUACACUGCCACAGCAUUGAGCAAGUCACUUCCUGAAUUACUUAUAUAGCACAGGUAAUACUACAGAGUAGCAAGUUAGCAACUAGUAUUUAAGUCUAGUGCCAAAUAGUGCUACAAAGUUUGAAAUGGUUAAAUAUUUCCUCUGGUAAGGAAAUUAUGUCCAGAAUUUUGUAUGUCUUAGUUUAUGCUGUAUGAUUUAAGCUAGCUUAAAGACAAGUCUCUUAGUAUUAAUUGGUACAUAUGGUGAUUGAGAUGUGUGUGAUUGUAUAUGUUUGUAACUUUGACAUCUCUGUUGUGUGUAAUACAGCUGUUACAAUAACAGCAGAUGUGAAAUGUUGGUAUGUAGCACAUGAGUCGGGUGUAGACUUCAGAGAUUGGUGUACAGGUUAGGCCAAGAAUGAAGAAAAUGCCAAAUCUUAUGUAAGAUGUAUUUAUUAUUUAUUUGUUGUAUGAUAUGUAGGAUGAUUCUGGUAGCAAUAACAAUGUCACUUUAUUUUGUGGUCAGAAGCAUUGAGAUUAUGGGAAAAAAAUUGUUCCAAGUUCUGAAUACGACCAAAUGGAUGGUUCACAGAAAUCAGAGUGGUAAAUUUGUACCUCGUCAUGAAAACUUCUUUUGUAUUUUGUAGUUUUCAAAUUAUUUAAGAGUGUUUAAAUAUUUUUUAUUCAGUCUACCUAUUGUCUGAGAAUGAUGUUUUAAUAAAGGGCAUCAGCAAAGACACUGUCUAGACAUUUUGUAGUGUAUUUCUUUUUCAUUCUGUAUGUUCCAAGUUUUGCAAGUUAUUUAUUUUAUAUGGAACAGAUCACUUUCAUUUCAUUUACAUUUAUUUUGUGUCUCGGUAUCUUUUCAUGCAUAUGAACAGAAAUUUGUCGUAUGUAAAUCUAUCAAGUGACAUCUAUAGAAAAAUUGUGUUCCAAUAAACAAUAGUGUACAUUA
Saccostrea echinata is the source of this 3747-nucleotide messenger RNA. RefSeq names its product transcriptional repressor p66-beta-like. Gene Ontology annotation, biological process: negative regulation of transcription by RNA polymerase II. Gene Ontology annotation, cellular component: NuRD complex. Bases 22 to 2088 code for a protein of 688 amino acids. The transcript is spliced from 4 exons. Gene Ontology annotation, molecular function: sequence-specific DNA binding. The record is from RefSeq and is a predicted model, not a curated record. Lineage: Eukaryota; Metazoa; Mollusca; Bivalvia; Ostreida; Ostreidae.